AUGUCUGUUCCAGAAGUCACCCCUGCAGAAGUGUACUACCCCAACGAGCCUGCUGCCCCUUCCGUGCAAACGGCUGAAAUCCCGGGCCCAAAGACCAAGAAAGCGCUCGAAGAGCUGGCUGAGGUAUUUGAUGCCAGAUGUGCUUAUUUUGUCGCCGAUUACGACAAGUCUGUUGGCAACUACAUUGCUGAUGUUGAUGGCAAUGUUUUCCUCGAUGUGUAUGCCCAGAUUGCGUCUAUUGCUCUUGGAUACAAUAACCCAGCUCUGAUUGAGGCUGCCAAAUCUGACAGAAUGAUCAGUGCUUUGGUCCAAAGACCAGCCCUUGGAAACUUCCCAUCUGCCGAGUUUGCAGAUAUUCUCAAGGACAUCCUUAAGGUUGCUCCAAAGGGCCAGACCAAACUCUGGUCAGGUCUUUCUGGUGCUGAUGCCAACGAGCUGGCCUUCAAGGCAGUUUUCAUGAACUACCAGGCUAAGAAGCGUGGUUACAACACUAGCUUCACCACUGAGGAAGAGACCUCUGUGAUGGAGAACGCCAUCCCUGGAUCACCAGAACUGGCAAUUAUGUCGUUCGAGCGUGCUUUCCACGGCCGUUUGUUUGCAACUGCUUCGGUAACCCGUUCGAAGCCAAUCCACAAAUUGGACAUGCCUUCCUUCCACUGGCCGAAGGCGGAGUUUCCCUCUUACAAGUAUCCUCUUGAGGACAACGAGGCCGCUAAUAAGGCUGAGGACGAGCGUUGCUUGAAGAUAGUCGAGGAACUGUACAAGACGUGGCAUUGCCCGAUUGCGGGUCUUAUAGUUGAGCCUAUCCAGUCCGAAGGCGGUGAUAACCACGGUUCUACCGCGUUUUUCCAAGGCUUGCGUGACAUCACAUUGAAGUACAACAGUCUGCUAAUCAUGGAUGAAGUCCAGACUGGUGUUGCUGCCACUGGUGAGAUGUGGGCCCACGAGAGAUUCAACCUGUCUCCUCCUGCUGAUCUCGUGACUUUCUCCAAGAAGUUCCAAUCCGCUGGUUACUUCUACCACGACCCAGAAUUGACCCCAAAUCUGCCAUACCGUCAAUUUAACACUUGGUGUGGUGAUCCAACCAAGAUGAUCAUUGCUGGUGCAAUUGCCAAGGAGGUUGUUGAGAAGGAUCUCGCCAAGAAGAUCUCUGUGGUUGGUGAUUAUCUGUAUGCUGCACUCGCCGAGCUCAGCAAGAAAUAUCCCACCGAAAUCCUUAACUUGCGUGGCAAAGACCGUGCUUGUUUCAUUGCUUGGGACUCCCCUUCUCCUGCUGCCAGGAACGCUUUCUUGGUGAACAUGAAGAAGAAUGGUGUUAACAUUGGAGGAUGCGCUGAGACCGGAAUUCGUCUCCGUCCAACUUUGACCUUUGGCAAGAAACACGCCGAUAUUCUUAUUCAGGCUAUUGACAAGACUCUCGGCGAGAACUAA
Molecule: messenger RNA, 1431 nt
Organism: Kuraishia capsulata CBS 1993
Lineage: Eukaryota; Fungi; Ascomycota; Pichiomycetes; Pichiales; Pichiaceae
Exons: 1
Coding region: 1-1431 (476 amino acids)
Biological process (GO): GABA catabolic process
Cellular component (GO): mitochondrion
Molecular function (GO): pyridoxal phosphate binding
Source: RefSeq, a predicted model, not a curated record